GGUCUACGUGGAUAUCAGCUGGGGAAUUUUCCGCGAAAACGGGAAACUUUUCUACCCUCUCUUCGUCUCCGCACAGUUCUCUUUGCGCCCGUACGCGCUUCUUUACGGUAAUGGUACUGAUGCGGGAUGAGUCAGGCUGUAUGAUGCUACUGCUGCUGCUGCUGCUGCUACCGUCGCUCUCUGCUGCCAUUUCAUCUGCGCUGAUUAGCUCCAAACACUCAGCAAACACAGAAGGGACUUUUCGGGAUCCCCACCACCACCUCCCGCCCUCCUCUUCAUCCUCACAGCCCGGCACCCCGCCGCCGCCCCUCUCCCUCAGACGCUAUUGACAACGGGGGGCUCAGUUUGAACCGGACUUCCGCAGGAUCCGUGUGUUUUUCAGAGAAGCUGCACCUGCUGCUCUGGAUGCGCUUCUGUCUCAGCUGUCCGAGACAGACAGGGGGCCCUGAUCGUAAGAAACGGAACAGCUCCGGAUUCCAGCGAAUUAGUCUGUACUAAUAAAAAUAAUUACACGGAGUCCUCAGAUUUUUUUAUUUUUUUUUAUUUUUAUUUUUUGCGGCCUGAGCGUCGAACCAGUCCGACUUGUUGGUGCCAUGGAGCUCUCAUCGGCCUGCUCCUGAACAGCAACACCGGCCUACAGCGAACCCACUUCCUGCUGCAACUCGCGCCGACGCACGCGCACCUCGGGCGCUCCACACCUCAACAGGACUGCAGCAGCAGCAGCAGCGCGCGGAGCGACGCAGUCGUCAUGGAGGCCAUCUGGCUGUACCAGUUCCGCCUCAUCGUCAUCGGGGACUCCACGGUGGGCAAGUCGUGUCUGAUCCGGCGGUUCACGGAGGGUCGCUUCGCCCAGGUGUCCGACCCCACCGUGGGCGUGGACUUCUUUUCCCGCCUGGUGGAGAUCGAGCCCGGGAAGCGGAUCAAGCUGCAGAUCUGGGACACCGCGGGGCAGGAGCGCUUCAGGUCCAUCACCAGAGCUUAUUACCGUAACUCUGUGGGCGGGCUCCUGCUCUUCGACAUCACCAACCGCCGCUCCUUCCAGAACGUCCACGACUGGCUGGAGGAGGCGCGCAGCCACGUCCAGCCGCACAGCAUCGUCUUCCUGCUGGUGGGCCACAAGUGCGACCUGGAGGCACAGCGCCAGGUGACCCGGCAAGAAGCGGAGAAGCUGGCCGGGGCGUACGGCAUGCGCUACAUCGAGACGUCGGCGCGCGACGCCAUCAACGUGGAGCACGCCUUCACCGAGCUGACCAGGGAGAUCUUCGCCUUGGUGCGGUCCGGCGACAUCACCAUCCAGGAGGGCUGGGAGGGCGUGAAGAGCGGCUUCGUGCCCAACGUGGUUCACUCGUCAGAGGAGGUGACCAAGAGCGACCGCCGCUGCCUCUGCUGAUCUGGGAGAACGGAGGUUUUGAAGAGGGAGUGUACGCCGAGCGGAGCCGCCGAUGACGGACUGAACCGUCGGCCGUCCAGACGGAGGAACUGUACUUCCUUCAGACUGAAUACGGAUUUGGACGGGUGGGGAAACUCGGUAACUCGGUUCUCGGUGUCGACGAACAUCACAACAACGAGCGGAGGACUUAAAGGGAUGAAUCCAUCUCUGUACAUAUUUUUUGUUCUCAGAGGGGGAAGGGUCAGAGUUGUUUCGACUGGACUGCUUUCCCAGAACGUCUCCCAAAGGCCUUAGAAACCGGAUCUGUUCAGAUGACUUUAUCGUUUUGAUUUCUGCCAUUACCUGCUCUCCAUUAAACACCUCUCAAUAUGCAAUUUUAUGAUCACAUAACAAGAGAUCACAUCUUUCUUUACUCGUUUCUUCUAAAGCACCAUAUAGCGUCGUUUGGUCGUGUCCUAAGCAUUCAAGUUGUUUCUCCUUUGCCGACAUGUUUCACACUCCAGAAAUUAAUAGAGGAGUCCUGGAGAUCUUAGAAAGAAACCUGUUGCUUUACUGCCUUACAAAGGUAUUUAUACCACUUAAACUGUUUUUUUUUUACUUAUUUUCAACUUUACAACUACUAAUUUCAAUUUAUUUAAUUGGAGUUUUUGUGGUAGUCCAACGUAAAGUGGGACAAAUGUGAAGUGGAAGUAAAUGGUACACAGUUUUCAUAGGGGCUCCGCACAACCUUUAAUGUCUUAAAUUCAUGGAUCUAAAAUUAAGGCCUUGAAAUGUCUUAAAGUGAUUAAAAAUGUAAGUUGGCCUUAAUUUUGUCGAGGCAAGACUAUAUGCUAUCUAGUUUGAGUCACAGACAUCUUUGCGGUAGCGGUUGAAGCUAGCACUAAUCAGCUGCUAAUGUACCUCUGCUGGCUAGCUAGGUUUUUUCAUCUUUCGUGGGUAAGUGGAAAUUAACUGCCACUUGUCUGGAUAAUUUUUAUAUUCGCCUCUGGCUAACAAACACAAUGCUACUUGCAUUUUGUUCAAAAAACCUGGGCCUUACUUCUAUAUAAAAUACGCGAUGUUCUUUUGUAAAUUUCUGUCAUGACACAAGUCUUAAAUUUUAUUCAUAUUGCCCCUGGUUCGGUCUUGAAAAGUCUUAAAUUUGAGUUGGUGAAACAUGCAGAAACCCUGUUUCAAAUCUGAAACAGGGUUAUCCCUGCUAUCCCUAAAAUGUCAUCUACCUAAACUGGCAGUGCUUGUGAGAAAAGUGCUAAUCAGAAACAGCCAAGAGGCUUAUUCUAACUUUGGAGGAGCAGCAGAGAUCCUCAACUCAGGUGGGAUCUUGCGUUAACAGGACAAGUAUCAAUAGUGCACUCCACAAAGCUUUGACACUCAUAAGUAGUACAGUUUAAAGUUCGCCACAAGCCAUGUAGGGAAUAUAACAAACGUGUGGAAGAAACAUGUCAAAAGCUGCUGAAGACCUAGGCCCAGUCAAAGUCGACCUCAAUCUUAAAAAAAUAAAUCAGUGAUAAAACUUAAAGAUCGAUGAUUCAAGACUUUCUCCAUCCAAUCUUUCAGAACUUGAACCAUUUUGCAAAGAAGAAUGGGCAACCAUUUUAAUUGCAGAUGUCCAACGCUAGUAGAGACAAACUGCAAGAACAAAAGGUGGUUUUAUAAAUCAGUAAGUUUCUAAUGAGAGGGGAACAGGAAAGAGGGCAACCAAACUCCUCUUUCCACCAAGGUAUUUUCAGAGGUUCUUCAGUCAUCCGCUACGUUGUGUUGGUCCAUAACAUCAAACUAAAACACGCUCGUAUUUGGUUGUAAUGUUGCAAAAUGUGGAGGGAAAAAAAAUUGUGGGUAAUAAAUACUUUUGC
Molecule: messenger RNA, 3243 nt
Organism: Gambusia affinis (western mosquitofish)
Lineage: Eukaryota; Metazoa; Chordata; Actinopteri; Cyprinodontiformes; Poeciliidae
Gene: rab39bb
Product: RAB39B, member RAS oncogene family b
Exons: 4
Coding region: 749-1390 (213 amino acids)
Biological process (GO): Rab protein signal transduction
Cellular component (GO): Golgi membrane
Molecular function (GO): GTPase activity; GTP binding
Source: RefSeq, a predicted model, not a curated record